Messenger RNA from Ectocarpus siliculosus, 1962 nucleotides. NCBI's taxonomy places the organism in Eukaryota, Phaeophyceae, Ectocarpales, Ectocarpaceae. The record is from the annotation of a GenBank genome assembly.
CACCACCUAAUGCUAGCCCUACCAUAUACAUGUAGGUGGCACCCACUUGCUGGGAGAGCGCGGGCGAGGCAUUUGGUCGAUGUCUCCGUCCGACGUAACAAGCCCACAAGUUGCAGCACAAGUCGCAGAGGCAUCAAGGUGGCCGGAGCUGCGGCCCAAGGACGUCGGACGGCAGCAGCAUCAGACACUACAAGCACCAUCGCGGCACUGCUGUCUCCCCAGAUCUUACAGUCACGACGGUUUAUCUCUACCGCUCCCGGUCCCAGUCUCGCCACGGACGUCAGCUGGCACGUCGCGCACUACAGGAACGGUGGCAAUGCGCGGCAGUUGCCGAGGAGAAGGCACAUGUCUCUGUGGGGCGGUUGGGGGCAAGGGACGUCGGGGGGGCCCAACAGCAGCCCGGAGGAAGAACUGGCGCGUCGUUGGCGGCAAGAGAAGGAGGAAGAGGUGCUGGCGAUCCUCUCGGGUGUUGUUGAGCCAUGCACGGGCAAGGAUGUGGUGGAGCUCGGCUUCGUGCAGGAUGUGCGCAUCGACGAAGUUGUUCAUGGUGAGCAACCACAAGACAACACCGGCGAGGACAGCGCGGAAGCGCCGUUGGCGAUAAGCUUCACGCUCCGAGUGCCGACGCUCGCCUUGCCCGGGCGCGACACUCUCGCCUCGGAGUGCGAGGCCGCCUUGCUCGCCCUUCCCUGGGUAGCCUCUGCCAACGCGCUGACCAAGGUCCGUAGACCGAGGUGGAGACGGACGGUCCAGCGACGUAGCACACCGGGUUCCAUACUCAAUCGUAGUGUCGGGACAGAGACAACACCUGGCGGUGGAGGAGGAGGCGGAGGGGGAGGAGCGCCGUCCCCGGGGCUCGAGUCGGUGCAGGACGUGGUGUGCGUGAGCAGCUGCAAGGGAGGGGUGGGCAAGAGCACGGUGGCGGUGAACCUGGCGUACUCGCUGGCGUCGAGGGGGGCCAAGGUCGGCCUGCUCGACGCCGACGUGUACGGCCCGAGUCUGCCCACCCUUGUCAAUCCCGACGAUGUCGCUCUUCGAGUGAGCCCCGCCUUUCCGGACCUCAAUCUUCUCUCGCCGAUUAUCCAUCGUGGGGUGGCGUGCAUGAGCUUUGGGUGGGUCAACGCCAAGGCGGGAGUUCCCGGCGCCGGUGGACACGGGGCUGCGGUAAUGAGGGGACCCAUGGUGUCGAAGGUAAUAAAUCAGCUUUUGCUCGGGACCGACUGGGGAGAGCUGGAGUACCUCAUCAUCGACAUGCCUCCAGGAACUGGUGAUAUCCAGAUCACGCUGGGACAGGCGUUGCAGAUGAGCGGGGCGGUGGUAGUGACCACCCCUCAAAAGCUGAGCUACGUGGACGUUGUAAAGGGCAUCGACAUGUUCGCAGAAAUAAAGGUACCGGUCCUUUCGGUGGUGGAGAACAUGGCAUACUUCGACUGCAGUAACGGCGAGCGCCACCGCCCCUUCGGCCCCGGCCAUGCCCGAGAGCUGGUGGAGGAGUGCGGCCUCGCCUCCGGCUGCGUGUUCAGCCUUCCCCUCAGCCCGGCGGUGGCACGGGGCAGCGACUGCGGCGACCCGGUGUCCCUGUCUAGCCCUGACGGCGAGGAAGCCAAGGUGUACUUGUCUCUGGCUGAUGGGGUCGUACGAGAGACGUUCCGCGCCGGGAAAACUGCCGCUGAUGUCCCCGAGGUAUCCUUCAAGAGCGGGCGAGGGAUUGUCCUGCGCUACAUUUCAGAGGCAGAGGCGGCGGAGUUCGUGAUCCCUCCUUUCGAACUGCGAACCCGAGAUCCGGCAACCGGAGAGCCUCUUGCCAGCGAGCAAGCCGCUGCUGUGUCGGACGAUGUGGAGCCGGUUAACAUUAGCGUCAGGGGCAACUACGCCGUUUCCAUCUCUUGGAGCGAUGGACACCGGGGUGCGAUAUAUAGCUACCAAGUGCUCCGAAAGAUCGUGGAGCAGAGGAAUCGGUAG